UAUUUAUUUUUUAUUUUUAAUAUUGCUCUGAUAUUUAUCUCCUGAGCCUUGACCACUCCAACAAGUGUAGUCGUGUAUAUAUAAGCCUUCCACUCACAUCAUGCGCCACAAGAGGAGAGUUCUGAUCGAUCUGGGUCACCGGCGACGAUGAAUUUCAGAGCAGAAGUAAGGUUCAGUGAGACGGUCCCCCAAUUCGGAUAACAGUCGUCCACACAGACAAUUUACCAAGCCCUUUUCCUUAUCUCACUGAGAAAGAAGAUGCUCCCUUCUAUGUCCCUUUCUAGCUGGAAUCUCGACAACAUUACUGUAACCAAAGAACCACCACCGGUCCACCGCCUUUUUGUUUUAGCCUAAAAAGAAAAUCCGAUUACGAGUCCAAGAAAACAAAAAUAGAAACCCCUUCAUUUUGUCCUCCUUUUAGUCUCUCCUCUACAAAACCCUUUGGCAAAAAAAAAAAAAAAAAAAACCUAUUUUUUUUGCAGUAGUGGAUAUGCAUCGCCGCCUGCUCGAGACAGAUCAGGUGAAUUUGCCGCCGGACAAUGGGAACAGGACGCGUGACAGUUCGUACAUCAGCGAGACCAACUUUGACACCAACAUGGUGAUCAUAUUGGCAGCCUUGCUGUGCGCGCUGAUAUGCGCACUUGGGCUGAACUCGAUCGUGCGCUGCGCCUUGCGUUGUAGUCGAAGGUUUGCGUUGGAGACCGCCGAGCAAACGGCCGCACGGCUAGCUGCCACGGGCCUCAAGAAGCGCGAUUUGCGUCAGAUUCCCGUGGCCGUUUAUGGGUCAGGCGUGAACAUUAAGGCCACCGAGUGCCCAAUUUGUCUCGGGGAAUUCGAAGACGGUGAGAAGGUUCGGGUGCUGCCAAAAUGCAAUCACGGGUUCCAUGUGAGGUGCAUAGACACAUGGCUUCUGUCACAUUCAUCGUGCCCAAACUGUCGGCACUCGCUGCUUGACCACCCAACAAGCAGUUCAUGUGCAAAUCAACAAGUUCCCCAAGAACAGUCAUCAGGAAAUGGGUCCGGCACGCAAGGCAGCGUUGUCAUUGUGGUUAACCAGGAAAGUUAGGCCUGUCAAUUGAGCCAUAUAUCUGUUACUGUUAGCAGUAGUAGUCCAUUGUGAAUUUGUGUUGCAGCAUGGUGCAUAUUGAUGAGGUGUUUUUUGGAGGCCAAAUUGCAAACACUAUUAGGUUUUUUGUUUGGAUUUUAUUGACUCUUGAGAUACUUGGUGCACGAAUUAUAUGGGUUUAUACUUGAUGAUGA
This is a messenger RNA of Alnus glutinosa, 1260 nucleotides long. Its product is annotated as RING-H2 finger protein ATL74-like. The record is from RefSeq and is a predicted model, not a curated record. The transcript is spliced from 2 exons. Gene Ontology annotation, molecular function: transferase activity. Bases 491 to 1066 code for a protein of 191 amino acids. Gene Ontology annotation, biological process: protein ubiquitination. Lineage: Eukaryota; Viridiplantae; Streptophyta; Magnoliopsida; Fagales; Betulaceae.